Siniperca chuatsi (mandarin fish) is the source of this 1184-nucleotide messenger RNA. RefSeq lists its product as uncharacterized. Bases 1 to 942 code for a protein of 313 amino acids. The transcript is spliced from 2 exons. The record is from RefSeq and is a predicted model, not a curated record. Lineage: Eukaryota; Metazoa; Chordata; Actinopteri; Centrarchiformes; Sinipercidae. Gene Ontology annotation, biological process: DNA integration. Gene Ontology annotation, molecular function: nucleic acid binding.
AUGAAACCGGGUCAGACACUAUUCUGCCUCCCACCUGUGUAUUGGCUGCCCUCACUUGGGAGAUUGAGACCAAGGUUAGGGAGGCUCAAAGGGAUCAGCCCGACCCAGGCAACGGGCCCCCGAACCGCUUGUUUGUUCCCGACGCCACUCGGUCCCAAGUACUGCAAUGGGUCCACAACUCCCGCUUCGCCUGUCACCCUGGCGUUACCCGAACUCUCUCCCUCCUCCAACGGCACUUUUGGUGGACCACCAUGGAGGCCGAUACCCGGGCUUUCGUGGCCGCCUGUACCAUAUGUGCUCGUGGGAAGGCAUCACAUCGACCACCGGCUGGUCUACUGUUACCACUCCCAGUUCCCAGUCGCCCUCUUUUGGCCAAGCUUUGGGGCUACCAUCAGUCUCUCUUCCGGCUUCCACCCACAAUCUAACGGACAGACAGAGAGGGCAAACCAGGACCUCGAAGCAGCUCUUCGCUGCGUGGCCGCCUCCAAUCCCUCCUCUUGGAGUUCCCAACUCCCCUGGGUGGAGUAUGCGCACAAUUCCCUGACAUGCGCAGCUUCCGGGCUCUCUCCAUUUGAGUCCUCGCUUGGGUAUCAACCACCCCUUUUUCCAGCCCAAGAGAGUGAGCUAGCGGUACCAUCCGUACAACACCACCUUCGUCGCUGCCGGAGAGUCUGGAAGGACACCAGGGCCGCCCUUCUCCCGUUGAGGAGGAGGUACUGUGGUAGUCUGCCACCGUUGCCUCUUCAGCCCUGUGUUCUCUGUUGUUUCCCCUUCCUGGUGUUUCCUGUGUGUCCCCUACUUGUCUGUAGGUGUGUGUGUAAGUGUGUAUGUCACCGGCUCCAUGAAUCCUCACCUGCUGCUGAUCACCGGCACACCUGUCCUCUAUCUACUCAUCAGUCUCCACAGCUUAUAUGCCAGACUCUUCCACUACACCGACGCUAAGGCUCUGCUAAGAAAUACGCAGCUAAAUACUUUGCAAGUAUAUUUUGUUUCCUCGUGUUUUUGAUCCUGUCUUCUGCUCUGCCCAAAGGAUUAUCCUGUGCUGGUGAUCAGCUCCUGUUCUCUGGAUUCCUGUCUGCCUGUCUGCCUGCCUCUUCAGCCAUCUCCACCUUGCCUGUUCUCCACUGCUACACCCCGGUCCAAUAUCCAUGCUUGUUAUAAUAAAGUGUGAAUCAAGUGACUAA